Molecule: messenger RNA, 4126 nt
Organism: Nylanderia fulva
Lineage: Eukaryota; Metazoa; Arthropoda; Insecta; Hymenoptera; Formicidae
Biological process (GO): embryo development; embryonic pattern specification; regulation of transcription by RNA polymerase II
Cellular component (GO): nucleus
Molecular function (GO): RNA polymerase II transcription regulatory region sequence-specific DNA binding; DNA-binding transcription factor activity, RNA polymerase II-specific
Source: RefSeq, a predicted model, not a curated record
GGGAUGAAUUCCUACUGGGAAUCCAACUUCGGGGUUCUAGGGACGCGAGUAAAACAUUGGUGAAACGAGUACAAAAGAUCCCUGAUGCGACGCAUCAGUCUCUUCGUUCCUAGCUUUCAAGUUUCCAACUACCGGAACUAGCUCUCCGGUAGUGAGGUAUCUCGCAGGCGAAUCUACCAUCGUCAGGCCUGAAACAUCGAAUACGCGCAAGGUGAAGGAAAUUCCGUACGGUAGCUGGGCAGUAGAGCGAGAUACCAGGUCCUCGGAAGGCGAAAGGAAGAAGAGAGACAGAGAGGAAGAAGAAGAUGGAAGGAGAAGGUGCCCGGAUUCACAUUUACGCACCUGCUCCUCAUACCACGUCCCUACCCUAAAACCUCCUGCCUGUUCAACCUGCCUGCCUCGCUUCAUAGUCCCACUCGGGGAUAGGAAUACCGGCAAGCCUCCGCCUUCGCCCCCGGACCAGCUGUCUCGCUCUGACAGCCGCGUACCGACCAGGCAUCCGUCUCCGUCUCGCCUAAAGGCGAGGGAGAGAAGGAGGAAGGAGUUCUAGAGCCGAGGCACAGAGGAGAGUCUCGCGGCCGCAGCAUCCAACAGCUACUAGCGCUACUAGCGGCAGCCAAACGGAAAGACUCCCAGGCGAGUCGGAGCCUGGCGAGCGUGUGUGCGCCCUGUGUGUGUCCCGUGCGUGUGAACCUCAGCUGCGUGGGUGUGCGAAGCCGCGGCGAAGCCUACCUGGCGGCGUCCGACACGCAGUUCUCUCUCGCGGGAAAGAGCGUCGCGCGCGAGCGAGAGCCUUCUACCUUCGAUCAGCCAGCUUCUAGAGAAUCGACUUUGGACAGAGGCGAGGAAAAGUUCGCCGGGACUCUCCGGUUGAGAUCCUAAAGUGUUCGGGGAGAUCGAAAAGUGCGACGGCGAGAUAUCUGUGCGUGUGUGUUUACGAGAGGUAUAUAGAUAGCGGGAAAGUGGAUACCCCAGAUUGUUGUUAGGGAUCUCGGAUGCUACCGCGAGCCAUCGGAUCGCCGACCAAAAAGGGAUUUCGGACGGAGGAGGAGAUGCGUCGGUGGUUCGCCGGAGGUGACUGAAAGGAAGACCCUGGCUUCCCCAUCAACGUCCUCCAGCAAUCGACAUGCCAACCUGCCGACAUGCCGACAUGCCGACCGACAUUGUAGUUACGUCGGCCUCGGCCACGGUCUCGGAGGAGACGAGCAGAGGUCGGGAACUGGGUCUCGGACCCUCUCCGAGGCCGGGUCCCUCUUCCGCGGCCUCGUCGUCCUCCAGCUCCGGCGCGGCGUCGAGCUCGAGGGGCUUCGACCCAGCCGGCACCCUCGCCGCUUAUCAUCAUCAUCGUCACAGCCUGGUGAGCAGCCUCGGCCAUGCGCACCGGGAGUCGUCCGCCUUCGUGCCUGUGGUGCCUUCAAGGUUGCACCUCACCCCGUAUCCAGGUGAAAUGCAUCCCCAUCUACCUGCGCCGCCGCCCACGUCCUCGUCGUCAGCGAAUUCGGAGCACGAAGUCGGCCCCGAGUCCUCGGUGGCCAGGAAGAGCUCCUCGAGCUACGAGAUCAUGGCCAUGAUGGCCGAUAAGAGGAAGGAGUUGGCGGCUAGAGCUCUCCUGUUACCUCCGCCACCUUUAUUGGAGCCCCCACCCGGGUAUCCGGUCUUCGCCGGUCCUUUUGCCGGCAGUUCCGCUCUGUAUCCCCCGGGUGGUCCACUGGCUCAUCAGCAUCUCGACCGGAGGCUACUCCGAGCGCCCGGUAGAGCGUCCAGACCGAAGAAGCAAUUUAUUUGUAAAUUCUGUAAUCGGCAGUUCACCAAGUCCUAUAACCUUCUCAUCCACGAGAGAACCCACACCGACGAGAGGCCGUAUUCCUGCGACAUUUGCGGCAAGGCUUUCAGGAGACAGGAUCAUCUCCGAGAUCACAGGUACAUCCACAGUAAGGAGAAGCCCUUCAAAUGCAACGAAUGCGGCAAGGGUUUCUGCCAGAGUCGCACCCUGGCCGUCCACAAGAUCCUGCAUAUGGAGGAAUCCCCGCACAAAUGCCCGGUCUGUGCGCGCAGCUUCAAUCAGCGCAGCAACCUGAAGACCCACCUUCUAACCCACACGGAUCACAAGCCUUACGAGUGCACGUCCUGCGGCAAGGUGUUUCGCAGAAACUGCGACCUCCGAAGACACGCGUUGACCCACGCGGUGGGUGACGUACCACCCGAGGCGUUAGAGGAAGCGCUCAGAGACGACGACAGUCCAGAAGAGGACUGUCCGGAACCCGGACCAUCAUCCUCCUCCUCCAUCACGUCCUCGGCAUCCUCCUCGGCACCCUCAGCGUCCACCAGCUCGUCCGGAUAUGCCUCCCAAGGUCCACCCACAACGUCAACCGGCUCCUCGGCACCAGCUACCGUUCCGUCUCUGCCCCAGAGACCCCAGCUUCAGAUUAGAAGAGACCUGCUGCCGACGGCGAAGCCGUCGACGGUCACCAGCGGUGCGUCAGUCACCCAGAACCCACCAGCCGCCCUUCCGCCGCCACCUCCGCUGGUUCUGACCUCCUACCGACGUAGGAUCAGUUCCCCAGGUCCUUCCCGAGUGCUGCUGGAGCUUCAGGAACGCGAGCGGGAACGCGAGCUGGAGCAGAGCAGGGAGAGAGAACGCAACAGGGAACGCGACAAGGAAGUGGCCAGACCUCCUAGAGCGCCAACACCGCAGCCAGCCCCACCACCUCCCAGACCAGCUCCGGCUCGUCAGGGUUUCACCAUUGCGGACAUAAUGGGCCGAUAGAGAGUGCGUUCUUUCGUUGUCGCAGGUAGUCUUGCCCUUUUUUCAUUGUUAUGUACCGUUUGCGACCCAGGAAUUUUGUAGGUACCGUGAGGGGAUUAUGCGAAGCUUAAUAGGGAUGAACAUUCUGCGAGGCUCGAGAUACUCUUGGAAGAGACGUAGAAAAAUGCGCAUUCAGGCAGCUGGUCGAGGCUCUCUGAAAGUCCUGCGUAUUUUAUACUGCCGUAUAUAUUUUUUCAAGCAAGGAGAGGAAAAUGCAUGCCUAAUUCUAAGAUAGUUCUGUUAGACUCGAAAUACAUUCGGUCCUCUCUCGUUUCAAGUACGGAGGAAUAGUUUCCCAUGGAAAAGACAAUUAAGCAAACGCAUACAAAACAAGCGUGCCUUACUCGAGAUCGCCUAUGCGCGAAGAUUUCGGAGAGAUCGUCCUUCUAAAAAAAAAAAAAAAGAGAGAAAAAAAAGAAAAAAACCAGGGACCACUACCGUAGACAGCACUUCUAGACUCCACAUAAGAAAGCGCGCGCGUACAAAGAAGGAAAGAAAAAAAAUCAACAAAUAAAUGGUGCCUUAGAGCGGUUCCAGAGAUUUUCUCCUUCUCGUCCAAUGGAAGACGAAAACGACUGGACCAAAACCGGAAAGGUGGCAUCCAUCCUCUCUCUGGGCCUCAAACACAAACUCCGUUCGUCUCUCGAGCUAAACUACACUUCGUCUUCCAGCAUUCGCCGAUAUUGCGUUGCAACGUAGGAGCAAAAGAGGAGUCCAUCAUAUGGUCCAGGAUUAUGGAACACUUCUUUUGUCCCGGAAAGGGGCGGGAGAGGGAAGAAAAGGGGGGCGAUAAUGCAAAUUUUGCGGUCGGGGUAACAACCGGUGGUGCCACCGUGGCAGGUGCAAUACGGCGCUUUUGUACCUGCCUGCCUCUGUGUCUGUCUCUUUCUCGCGCGCGUGCGCGCGCGCGCGCGAAAUAUAUACCUGCUCCACGCUACUGUACGUGCGUAUAUAUGUUCCGCAUACGCGUGUGCGUGCGCUCCCGCUUUUUUCCCUUCUAAAAUAUUUCGCCGACCCUAGACUGCGAAUGGCACCAAUAUUUUUUUUUUUUUUUUUUCACCCAUCUUUUCCCCUUUGUUCCGCCCCCGCGGGAGGAAGAAGCAUUAAUGGUCCUUUUGUCGGGACCCCAAAGUGUACACCGUCUGACCACAGAAAACGAGAGAGAGAGAGAGAGAGAGGGGCGAUCCUUUUAGCCUAUGCGCCGACACAAAGGUAUACUUUCCUUUAGGUUCGAGAUUCUUUUGAGUCUCAAAACCGUGUAUAAGAGUGACCGUUAAUCGAGAGAGAGAGAGAGAGAUUAUCAUUUUUGAAACGACCAUU